Molecule: messenger RNA, 1434 nt
Organism: Lingula anatina
Lineage: Eukaryota; Metazoa; Brachiopoda; Lingulata; Lingulida; Lingulidae
Product: arenicin-2
Source: RefSeq, a predicted model, not a curated record
CCAUUGCACAACAACGCGGAAAGGAAAUAUUUUCUGACCAAUAACAGAGAAGCCAGAAUUGUUUUCAGGAUAUUCAGAUGUGUUUAAAAGCAGCGAAUUUCGCAUAGGGCUGUAUCGUUUCUGAAAAAGUUACAACCAUAAGGUCUGUGAGGAGUCUUUUCACUCGAGGAUUGUUUGUUAAACCUAGCUCGUCAUCUAUCAGCAUGUCUACAGAAAAAGUCGCCACCGUCGAUUCUUUCCAAGUCGGACUUCCACCGGCUUAUAGACCAGCUGAGGUCAAAGGUCAAUCCAAGACGGGCUGGAAGGUGUCCGUUGCUGUCUUAGCUGUGGCUGUUGUUGUCUUGGUGAUCACUGGAGGAUUUUACAUAGGUUAUCUGCAAAACGAACUAGCGCAACGAACCACGCUAGAGCAAGCAAAAACAUUUGCCGUUCGUUUCCACGAGAAAGGCAAUAUCGUUCAAGAGAAGAUUGCGGUGAACCUGCAGACACAAACUGAGACUUUCUUCGGCGUGAAACACAAUGAUGUUCCAAAAUUUACUGCAGUCAACGAUUUCAAGCAGGGCAUCACCGUUGUUCAUGUACCUUCUGCCGGGGCCUGCUACGUCCGAGUGCUAGACACGACCUUCCCAAAGCCCCAGGAUCUCAAGGACGAACUGGAUGCCCACGCUAACGAAACUUGGGAUGAGGUGCCACGCGAAUACCACUAUUUCAAGACAGUCAAGCCCGCCAUUGGGGACGCUUCUUUCUUACCUGCUGAGAUCAAGAGCCACUGCCAAGGUUUACCUAUAUAUUGGACUGUACCUGUCAGCUCUCCAGGUGUCAACUCCAGGCAGAGACGCGUAGCAGCAGAAUUAACAGAAGCACAACGUAGUGUAGCUGUAUGCGUUCGUGUAUUUGGGAGACAUAUCUUCACAGUUAGUUUCUAAACAUCGCGAGAGAGAAUGGCUUUACGCUAUUUUUGUGCACAAUUUGUCUUGAAAAAUGCAAAAUAUUUUUUAAAUAUUUUUAAAUAUUUUAAAAAAUAUCUUAAAAUUCUCUACCGGGUCAAACUAAUCUGUUGACGAUAUAGAAUGCAUGCUUGCAUUUUAAAAAGUGCAUUUUCAUAUGUUAUGUUGUUAAUGUUAGAACAAUGUAUGCUAUAAUCUGAGUGAUAAAUACAUUAAUUACAGCUCUAUUUGUUAAAAUAUUUACAAGGUACAAAAUAAAUCCCAAAAUGAACAUUUGAGUCUUCAUAUUUUGUAUCACUAUGAUGUUAAAUGAAAUGUCAAGAUAACCAUGUGGAUUGUUUACAUUUAAUCAUUCCUAAUUAUAGUUAUCAUGUUUAGUUGCGUGUUUAAUAUUGUAAACCAAUGUCACAUUCUUAUAUACAGUAUUUAUACCCACGUAUACAUUUUCACCGGUAAACAAGGUGCAAUAAAUAUUCAUUUAAUGGUA